GUCUGUGAGGACAUCAGCUCCUUCUUUGGCAUAUUGAUGGCAGCAGAGCCCCUGACUGAAAUGGAGGAGGCCAUUGAGACCACAAUGGACAAGUUACACACUUAUGCAGUGAGGGGAGACUGGGGUUUCUACCUGAGCUUCAAAGUGUUUAAGAAACUGGUCAACCAGGAGCUACUUCACAUACUCAAGGAUGUUGGCUCUCUAGAUGAGAAGAUGAAGAGCUUGGAUAUGAACCAGGACUUGGAGCUGAAUUUCAAUGAGUACUGGAGACUGAUCGGGAAAUUGGCAAAGGCAAUGUGGGAGGAGAAGUUCCUGGAGGUCCUGCAGAAGUAA
Molecule: messenger RNA, 333 nt
Organism: Meriones unguiculatus (Mongolian gerbil)
Lineage: Eukaryota; Metazoa; Chordata; Mammalia; Rodentia; Muridae
Product: protein S100-A13-like
Exons: 2
Coding region: 37-333 (98 amino acids)
Biological process (GO): positive regulation of cell population proliferation; positive regulation of canonical NF-kappaB signal transduction
Cellular component (GO): perinuclear region of cytoplasm
Molecular function (GO): RAGE receptor binding
Source: RefSeq, a predicted model, not a curated record